UUUUGCCGAACAGCUAGGGCUGCGCACUGCCAACCGCCCUGCCAUGCGUGCGAGCUGCCCCGAUGGUCUCUUCGAAAGCCACCGUUCUGGCAGCGAAACACCACCUCCAGCAUGCAUCCGAGACGCUCGGACAGCGCACACCGCAUCAGCGAGGGCAUGAUACACAAAGAAGAAAAAACACGCGGGCGAUAAAGGCAAGGGCGACAAUGAGUACGCACAGGACAAGAAGAUGAGGAACAGAACGAGGAGGGAAGAGGACCAAGGGAGAAGCAGGGAGAGGUGGGGGAGAGAGGCGACGCGCGCCAGCACAUGGGAGGCUCCACUCCCGGGGUGCCCCGCCGGCCAGCCCUGCCCAGCGGGGGCCACCGCCAGAUGCGGUGGACAGCUGGCAGGCAAGAUCCGCCACCGUGCCCUGAGGCACGAGCUGGCUUCGCCCUUGAAGCCUCAGUCCUCGAGGAGGAGGAGGAGGAGGAGGAGGUGAAGAUUAUUCGAGGGGCCUGGACCCCUAGCUCUCCAUCUUCGCCACGACCUCGCCAAACGUUUGGCCGCAGAGGCGCUUCCCACAAAGGCAGGUGCGACGACUAUUCGCCGUAGGCGUCUUCGAUAUCAAAUUCAGCAACCUCAAGAUACGCAAAGAGGCAGCCGACCGACGGUCAGGCAAGUAGCCGCACCUGCUCGAAACAGGGGCGUGGGGUCGGAGCCGGAGGGUCGGUCUCGGGGUCGGCCAUCAAUUGAGCAGGGACCGACCGUCCCGGCAUUCGCCUACCACGAAAUGUUCUUAAAACCCAAAAGCGUUCCAAGAACAAAAGCAAUGUUCUUAGAGCGUAAAC
Messenger RNA from Prorocentrum cordatum, 830 nucleotides. NCBI's taxonomy places the organism in Eukaryota, Dinophyceae, Prorocentrales, Prorocentraceae. The record is from the annotation of a GenBank genome assembly.